AUGCCCCUUCUAGGCACGGGCGUCCUACUCGUCGUCGUCGUCCUCCUCCGGCUUAUACCCUAUACGCGUCUAACGUAUAACCUAGUUAUAGAUACGCUCUAUACGGUCGCCACUAUUCUCGCCGUCGCGAAGGCGGAGAUCGUUACCUACGCGCACCGCCUCUAG
Molecule: messenger RNA, 165 nt
Organism: Geosmithia morbida
Lineage: Eukaryota; Fungi; Ascomycota; Sordariomycetes; Hypocreales; Bionectriaceae
Exons: 1
Coding region: 1-165 (54 amino acids)
Source: RefSeq, a predicted model, not a curated record